Messenger RNA from Rhagoletis pomonella (apple maggot), 2340 nucleotides. RefSeq names its product histone-lysine N-methyltransferase E(z) (gene E(z)). Gene Ontology annotation, biological process: chromatin remodeling. Bases 16 to 2340 code for a protein of 774 amino acids. Lineage: Eukaryota; Metazoa; Arthropoda; Insecta; Diptera; Tephritidae. The transcript is spliced from 9 exons. The record is from RefSeq and is a predicted model, not a curated record. Gene Ontology annotation, molecular function: protein binding; histone H3K27 methyltransferase activity.
AUCAGCAGAUGUUGAAUGCUUUUACCGCCACUUAUUCACCAAUAUAUUUUUCUCUGUCCAGGUGAAGGGAUUUCAUGUAGCUUUCGCAUUUUAUGGAAAAUGUGUGCAAAUAAAGUUCCAUUAGAAUGGAAACGCCGUGUUAAAACGGAGUACAUGAAAAUUAGACAACAGAAACGCUAUAAACGAGCUGACGAAAUCAAAGAAGCUUGGAUAAAAAACUGGGAGGAGCAUAACUACAAUGUACAAGAUCUAUAUUGCGAGCCAAAAGUAUGGCACGCUCAGCCUUAUGAUCCUCCUCAUUUAGACUGCAUAAAACGAGCCGAGGUUUCUGGCUAUAACGGUAGCGGUCCCCAACGAGUCCCAAUUUGUGUAAUAAAUGCGGUUACGCCAAUCCCAACAAUGUAUACUUGGGCACCUACACAACAAAACUUUAUGGUCGAGGAUGAAACGGUGUUGCAUAAUAUUCCGUAUAUGGGGGAUGAAGUACUAGAUAAGGAUGGGAAAUUCAUUGAGGAACUAAUAAAGAACUACGAUGGAAAAGUCCAUGGAGACAAGGACCCUUCUUUUAUGGAUGAUGCAAUUUUUGUUGAAUUAGUGCACGCUUUGAUGCGUAAUUAUACAAAAGAGGAAGAAACAUCUUCUAGUGGCGCUGUAGGUGGGCAGAUCAGGUCAGAAACUGUAAAAAGUGAAACGGGAAUUAAGGACGAUAAGGAGAAAGAAAAAGUUAAAGACUCAACUACCAAUUUGAAGAGUACAAAAUCGGAAGAAGAAACGAAUAUCUUAAAGAAGGAGGAUGAGGAGACAAAGGAAAAACUUCCGUUUCCUGCUCCUAUAAUUUUUCAAGCAAUAAGCUCUAACUUCCCAGACAAAGGAACUCCACAGGAGUUAAAAGAAAAAUACAUUGAGCUCACAGAGCACCAGGAUCCUGAAAGGCCACAAGAAUGCACUCCUAAUAUUGAUGGGGAAAAAGCCGAAAGUGUGUCUCGAGAACGAACCAUGCAUUCAUUUCACACACUGUUUUGCCGGCGGUGUUUUAAAUACGACUGUUUUUUACAUCGUCACCAAACGAACGGUCUUCAGGUUGGCCAUGCUGGGCCUAAUUUACAAAAACGUCGUUUUCCUGAGUUGAAAUCGUUCACGGAUCCCUGUAGUAAUGCCUGCUAUAUGUUGCUGGACGGCAUGAAAGAAAAAUUAGCUGCUGAUAGUAAAACGCCCCCUAUUGAUUCAUGCAAUGAAGCUAGCUCUGAAGACAGCAAUGACAGCAACAGUCAAUUUAGCAACAAGGAUUUCAAUGCAGAUAAUGGCAAAGAAAAUAGCAUUGCUGUGAACAGUGCUGCCUCCGCCGAAAUAAACUCUAUAAUGGCUGGAAUGAUGAAUACAACUAACACAAAAUGUGACUGGACGGGAGCUGACCAGUCUCUAUUUCGCACAUUGCACAAAGUAUUUUUGAAAAAUUAUUGCGCUAUUGCCCAAACAAUGCUAACAAAAACGUGUCAACAAGUGUAUGAGUUUGCUCAAAAGGAGGAGGCAGAAUUUUGCAUUGAGGAGUUGCGUCAAGACUAUACUCCACCAAGGAAGAAGAAGAAGAAGCAGCGCCUAUGGUCGCUCCAUUGCCGCAAAAUACAGUUGAAAAAGGAUUCUACAUCAAACCAUGUUUACAAUUAUACACCAUGUGAUCAUGCCGGACCAUGUGACAUGAAUUGUUCUUGCAUUCAGACACAGAACUUUUGCGAGAAGUUCUGCAACUGCAGCAGUGAUUGUCAAAAUCGUUUUCCUGGUUGUCGUUGUAAGGCCCAAUGUAACACAAAGCAAUGCCCAUGUUAUUUGGCGGUGCGAGAAUGCGAUCCAGAUUUGUGUCAGGCCUGCGGCGCCGACCAGUUUAAGCUGACGAAAAUCACUUGCAAGAAUGUUUGCGUGCAGCGUGGAUUACAUAAACAUUUACUAAUGGCACCGUCCGAUAUAGCCGGUUGGGGCAUAUUUCUCAAAGAAGGUGCCCAGAAAAACGAGUUUAUCUCGGAGUAUUGUGGCGAAAUUAUUUCACAGGAUGAAGCCGAUCGCCGAGGCAAAGUCUAUGAUAAGUACAUGUGCUCAUUCUUAUUCAACCUAAACAACGAUUUUGUGGUGGAUGCUACUCGUAAGGGCAAUAAAAUACGUUUCGCUAAUCAUUCCAUCAAUCCAAAUUGUUACGCUAAAGUAAUGAUGGUUACUGGUGACCAUAGAAUUGGGAUAUUUGCUAAGCGUGCAAUUCAACCGGGAGAAGAAUUGUUUUUCGACUACAGAUAUGGCCCUACAGAACAGCUAAAAUUCGUGGGCAUAGAACGAGAAAUGGAAAUUGUGUAA